Molecule: messenger RNA, 1424 nt
Organism: Cydia pomonella (codling moth)
Lineage: Eukaryota; Metazoa; Arthropoda; Insecta; Lepidoptera; Tortricidae
Exons: 3
Coding region: 184-786 (200 amino acids)
Source: RefSeq, a predicted model, not a curated record
CAUAAUCAAGAACAUAAUGAUUCCCAUUGUCUAACCAAACUGUUGUUAACUCCUGACAACUCUCAUUCUGUUAUUGUAAACAAACAAGUAACAGGACAAUUAACAUCACGUGCACUUGCAUCACCGGCUACUUACUCGGCACUGGACCAUCACUCGCCAUCAGAACAACGCCAGCUUCCAGCAAUGUUGUCCGAAAUUGUCCUGUCCUGUCUUUUGGCUCUUCGGCUAACAUCGGCAGAACCGACGGCCGGUGGAAUCGACAGAACCAUGAGCGAAGGGGUGACGAGUAUGGGUUACAAUGUGAUGUACGGUGAUGAAGAUUUUACUAUACUAAAUUCGGUUGUGGACGAGGUUGAAAAAAAGGCGUCGAAAGCUAAAAUUAGAUUGAAUGAGCUGAUUAAGCCGCUGCCCGUGAGGGAUGUGAAAUGUUUGAUGUCAGCUGAUCAUUAUUGCUCUAAGGAUAUGAAAGAGACGAAAAGUAUCAUAAUUCAAGCUAUCAAAGACGACUGUAAGGAUUGUUCGACGGCGCAAAAAGAGAACGCCGGGCGGGUCAUAGCGGCCAUGAUGGCGUACGACCCCUCCUCCUGGAAGCUGUUCCUCACCAGGAUUGCCCUUCUGGUAAAGGAGCAAUAUAUAAACAAACGGACAACCUCCGUACCAGACACGGACCGAUACAGGACCGUAGGCGAGCCUGAAGAAGUGAUAAGUGUGCGUGCCAACCGAUUCAUUCUACCCGGUGCCAAGGUGAGAGUGAAGAGGUACCUUAUGGAAAAGGUUAUGGAAUAGCGGUUUAGUUUCUAGGAUUAUAAUUGUGCCAUUUUAAAGUAAUAUUUAUCUUUAAUGUUUGAAAGCAGAGGGGCAGAAGCGCUGCACAAUAAAUUGAGGGGCCCAUCCCAAUAAAAUUAUAGGUAUAGGUACUUAAACCACCUUUUUAUUUGAUAUAUUAGGGCUCAUUUACACGGUGCGAGAACUCGCAUGCGAUUCAUUACAUUGCGGUAUUUGAUCGGUUGGCCGAAUUGGAUGUAACCUCAAUAGUCCGCAAUGUAACUAAAAUCGCAUGCGAGUUUGCGUGCCGUCUAAAUCAGCCCUUAUUGACGAAAUUGUCGGUCUGAAUGGUAUCAAACUCUACUGCCACUCAUAUAAAAACGUAUCCCUGAAAUUAAUUUGAUGAAUCCUUUGCUUGUAUUAAAAGUGAGACGUAAGAACCCUUAAAUGAUGCAUGAUUGAAUUGUAUUAGGCUGAUUGUAAUUUAUAAUUGUUAAUAUAAAUCAUUGUACAAUAAUUACAUUUACGGGCCUAUUCGAAUCGUGAGAAGGAAAGGUUGAUACCUAACCUACUUGCUAACCAUAAACCUAUGCUAAAAGUGACGAUGAGUCAAAUAGGCCCCAUUAAUAUUAAUGUUGUAUUACAAAUGGGAUAACAUA